Molecule: messenger RNA, 978 nt
Organism: Schistocerca americana (American grasshopper)
Lineage: Eukaryota; Metazoa; Arthropoda; Insecta; Orthoptera; Acrididae
Exons: 4
Coding region: 1-978 (325 amino acids)
Source: RefSeq, a predicted model, not a curated record
AUGGCUCUUGGGAAAGAUGUGGAAACAAUAGCAGAACUUAUUACAAUGCUCGAAAAAAGAAACUGUGUAAAUGACAAAAUGGAAAGUGUUCUUGAAGAAAAUUUUAGCUGUUUUCCUUUAGAAUUUAUUGUUACGCACUUGAAAAACAGUGGUGCAAAGAAGCAAUCCAGUAUUCUUCAAGAUUUGGUGUCAUCAGUAAAUUGUGAACCUGACUAUCUACAAGAGGUUUUCAAGUAUCUGAAACAUAAUGACAGUGACAAACGGUAUCUUAAAGAGAGUGUACUUAUUUUUGAUAGUAUGUCAGUUAGGAAGCACAUUGUGUCGAAAAAAAAUUGUGCAGGCUAUGUUGAUUUGAGCAACAUUGUGAAUACAGAUGCAGGAGAACUGGCUACUGAAGCUUUAGUAUUUCAGAUACGGUCAUACACCGAAAUGUUUAAGUCCCCAAUUGUGUAUAUCUUUGUGAAUAAACUGUAUUCAGAUGUAAUAAAUGAAAUUGUGACAGUUUGUAUACUGACUGUAGGUGUUCUUGCGAGGUCAGUGACAUGCGAUGGUGCUGAUGUUAACAUUCAGGCACUGAAUGCGGAAAAUUUUGCUCCUUACUUCAAGCAUCCUGCUAAUGACUGUAAUGUUCAUGCAAUUCUCCAUACACUCUGUAGGCUGAAAUUAGUUUGUAAUACUUUGGUUGCAAAGAAAACUAUUAACUAUGAAGCUGGAGAUUGUGAUAAUUUAAAAUUUGCCAAUUCACUCUCUGGUUCACAUGUGAAUUUGCGUAGUAAGAAAAUUAAUGUCUCUUUAGCAGCCCAGACAGUGAGCUGCAGUGUUGCUGAUUCCAUUGAACUUCUAGAGAGUUCCCAGCACCCAGACUUUCAGGACGCCUCUGCCACUGUAGGAUUCACCAGAAUUAUUGAUAAACUGUUUGAUGUGUGCAGCUCUAGGAAUGUUCAUCCUAAGGGCUUUCAAAAACCCAUAGAGAACUGA